CCUUCAUCCGCAAUUGUCAAAACAGUCAAAGCGAUGAUAGCGGCAAACGUUUGUUAUUGUUUACAAACGCGCGAGGGUUGAACUUUUAGAAUCCUAUAUUCUCAAUCAACGCAAUCAAUUUUUCUAUGAGAAUCCAAGAAAUAAUCUUAAAGAAAUGCUGCCCCUAUCACUGCUAAAAACGGCACAAAGCCAUCCAAUGUUAGUGGAACUAAAAAAUGGCGAAACGUACAACGGACACUUGGUGAGCUGCGACACCUGGAUGAACAUCAAUCUUCGUGAGGUCAUCUGCACAUCAAAGGAUGGUGAUAAAUUUUGGCGAAUGCCCGAGUGUUAUAUCCGUGGCAGCACCAUCAAAUACCUGCGGAUUCCGGAUGAGGUAAUCGAUAUGGUCAAGGAGGAUGUGCAGGCCAAGUCGCGAAAUCGGACGGAGCUCAGUAAAGGAGGUGGCCGCAACCAGGGCGGAGGUGGCGGCGGCGGAAUCGGUGGUCAGCAGGGUGGCCGUGGUGGUGGUGGUCCCGGUGCCGGAGGCGGAGGCGGCGGACGCAAUAAUGCCAACGCCAAUAACAGAAACACGUUCGGCGGAGGCAACCGUCCCGGGAAUCGUUCUGGGCUCGGGAAUCCAAAUCGAAACGCUCUCAACAAGAAGUAAUCAUGCGGACCUCGGCUUGUCUCGCGAGGUGUGAAGAAAGAAAAGUUAAGCGGUUUCCAUGACCGUUUUCAGAGAAAACAUGAAUAAAAAAUGUAUGCUUUUGUGCGGGAAGAAUUGUGCUUGAGAUCAGAUUUAGGCUUGGUUUUUUUUUGCUGCUCGAUGAAUACCUUUAUACACGUUUAAUAGGAAACUGUCUGCUUGAAGAUAAAUUUAA
This is a messenger RNA of Toxorhynchites rutilus septentrionalis, 863 nucleotides long. Its product is annotated as U6 snRNA-associated Sm-like protein LSm4. Gene Ontology annotation, molecular function: U6 snRNA binding. Bases 155 to 649 code for a protein of 164 amino acids. NCBI's taxonomy places the organism in Eukaryota, Metazoa, Arthropoda, Insecta, Diptera, Culicidae. Gene Ontology annotation, biological process: P-body assembly; mRNA splicing, via spliceosome; spliceosomal snRNP assembly. The transcript is spliced from 4 exons. Gene Ontology annotation, cellular component: U6 snRNP; spliceosomal tri-snRNP complex; P-body. The record is from RefSeq and is a predicted model, not a curated record.